This is a messenger RNA of Diaporthe amygdali, 2493 nucleotides long. RefSeq lists its product as uncharacterized. The coding region runs from base 1 to 2493 and encodes 830 amino acids. The record is from RefSeq and is a predicted model, not a curated record. Lineage: Eukaryota; Fungi; Ascomycota; Sordariomycetes; Diaporthales; Diaporthaceae. The transcript is spliced from 4 exons. Gene Ontology annotation, molecular function: protein binding.
AUGCCGCAGUUUGCAGCAACUUUUGUCCCCGGAGGUUACGACGAUUAUUCUAUGCCCGAGAUGUACGCUCCGGCGCCCCAGAGGGUCAUGCCCGAGGUUCCUCAAAACAUGCAACAAGACCUCCAGCGCAUGGAACUUGAAGCAGGACAAGUUCGAUCUCAUCCAUCACACAACGGCGCUGGCCCCAACUACGGCGGCGGUUACGGCCAGGAGCACGAGCCUGACAGCAGCAACUUCCGGCCCUUCGAAGACGAUCCGAACCACAAGCCCUACAAGUCGAUGGCGGCCAACGACAUGCCGAGCUACACCCCCUUCCCCAAGGUGAAGGGGGACAACAUCCCACCAAGCGACGUCGAAAAGGAGGAAAUAUUGUACAACGCGCGCGAACAUGUGCUGCACUCCAACAACGUCAAUAUGCAGUUGUCAUGGGCUAGAGACGCCCUCAACUACGUUGAGAUCGCGUCCGAGGAUCGUUCGCGAGAUGCUGCGAACAGCGGUCGCCCGACCACCCCCCAGCAACAACAUGAGCUCCGCAUUGACGCCGUGAACAUCAUCAGAUAUCUCUCUGAACAGCACCACCCCGAGGCUGUAUUUAUGAUGGCCAAGUGGGACGAGUUCGGAAAGUUCGGCGUGAGGGAAGACAAGAGGAAGGCCUUCAAGGGUUACAAGCUCGCGGCCGAGCAGGGCUGGGGGCGCGCCGAGUACAGGAUGGGAAUGCUCUUCGAAAACUCUAACGAGUUCGACAAGGCCAUCACGCACUACUACAACGGUGAGAGGUUAGGAGACUCUGCCGCCAUGUACCGUUUGGGUAUGAUGGCCCUGCUUGGUCAACACGGUCAGAGACAAGAUUACCAGCGGGGUAUCGACCUCAUCAACAGGGCCGCCGACACGGCAGACGAGGAUGCGCCACAAGGAGCGUAUGUCUUCGGAAUGCUCAUCGCCCGAGAUCUCCCUGAUAUCACUGUCCCCGAGCAACUGCUUCCCUACAGUGUCGAGACCGCCAGGCAGUAUAUUGAGAAGGCGGCCUACCUCGGAUUCGCCAAGGCCCAACUCAAGAUGGGACAAGCUUACGAGCUCUGCCAGCUCGGAUGCGAUUUCCAGCCUGCUUACUCCCUGCACUACUACGGCCUUGCCUCAGUACAAGGUCAGCCAGAGGCGGCGCUGGGUGUUAGUCGAUGGUUCCUUUUCGGCUACGAAGGCAACUUUGCCAAAAACGAGGGGCUCGCCUUCAAGUACGCGAAACAAGCCGCAGACGCCAAGUUGCCCACCGGCGAGUUCGCCAUGGGAUACUAUCACGAAAUCGGAAUACACAUGCAGAAAGACCUGAACGAGGCACGGCGGUGGUAUGAACUAGCAGCGUCACAUGGCAACCCUGACGCCGUCGGACGGUUGGACAGCUUGCAGAGGAACAAGAGCCUGUCAAAGAAGGACCACGAGACAACGGCUCUCACAAGAAUCAAGUCUCAACAUGGCUCGAUGAGGGGUAAGCGGCCAGAACGGCUGCAAAGGCUCAAGGAUCAGCAACACAUGGCGGCGUUGCCCGAAGGGCCAGCCACACCAAACGACCCGAGCGGAAGAAGUCCAAGAGCAUCCCCCAACCCAUCUCCUAGACACGGGCCGACAGGUGGUGAUGGCCGGCCCCCAGCUUUCGGUUUGAACGUGAACGUUGACCACGGUAACCUUGCCAUGAGGCCGAAGUCAGCAGCGCCCUACCCAGAAGACGAAACUAAACCUUAUCCUCUCAACGUAAACAGGCCAGCAUCCGCAGCCCCAUACCCGGAUGACGGAUUCCAACCGCCAAGGGGCAACCAGGGUGCUUUCGGAAUUCGUCCUGGAAGCGCUGGCAGAGGUGGACCUGGACCAAACAACCUGGGGCCCGGCAGUGGCAUUCCGCCAGCCGGCAUGCCUCCAGGUGGACGAGGCUACAGGCAGCCAAGCCCUGGGCCAGCGGGCGGUUACAGACAGAGCAGCGCAGGAGGACCAGGUCCGGAUGGGCGAAGACCAGUCGGCGGACCGGGUGGAAAUGCAGCAGGACGAGGAGGCCCAUACGGACAACCAGGCGGUCCCCAGUCACCACCGAUGAUCCCACCCGCAGGCUCCAUGCCCGGACCCCAGUACGGUGCCCGAACAAGCUCGUUUGCCCCGCCGCGACAGGAAUCCCUCGGACCACAGCACCCCGGCCGCCAGUCAAGCCAGCCGCAAGCACAGCAGCAGCCACAACGGCCCAUGACCGGAUACACACUCUCGGACAACGGCGGCCGGUCGAGCGCGCCGCCGCAGCAGAACCCGGCUGGCGCGCGGCCCCCCACGGCCUCGUCGUCGCACGGCCCCGGGACUGCCAGCCCUGCACCUAGCACGGCCAGCGCCCCUGCCAAGGCGCAGCGCAAGCCCACAGACCACCCUGAUGGCAAGACGAUCGGCAACGGGCCGUCGACAUUUGACGAGAUGGGCAUUCCGAGGACGAAGGACAAGGAUGAUUGCUGUGUCAUGUAA